This is a messenger RNA of Lotus japonicus, 2682 nucleotides long. Its product is annotated as BRASSINOSTEROID INSENSITIVE 1-associated receptor kinase 1-like. The record is from RefSeq and is a predicted model, not a curated record. Gene Ontology annotation, molecular function: protein binding; ATP binding; protein kinase activity. Gene Ontology annotation, biological process: protein phosphorylation. The transcript has 11 exons. Bases 395 to 2245 code for a protein of 616 amino acids. NCBI's taxonomy places the organism in Eukaryota, Viridiplantae, Streptophyta, Magnoliopsida, Fabales, Fabaceae.
CAUAAAUAAAACAAAAGAAUAAAAAAAGGAAUAAUUAGAAUGGAAUGAGAAAUUUCUCAGCAACAAACCAAACCAUGAAACAUUCGUUGACUUGGUUCUUCUUCUAAAUCUUUCUCUCAAAACCUGUUUCCCUGCACAUUUUCAGCUGAAACUCACCAUACCCAUCUGAGAUUUCACCUCCUGAUUCCAAGUUAACAACAGGAAACAAGCAAAAGAACAGAACUUGGAGAUACACACAAUUUCGAUUUAGCCAUAUCAUCAAGUUUGCAGUGAUUUUUGGUUGGUCAACAAGCUGCUGAGGUUGAUCUUUAUUGUGUAGAUCAGCUUGUACAAAGAGGGGGAAUCAAUUGCUUAUGAAUGAUUAUGAAGGUUGUGGUGUUGUAGUUGAAGAGACAUGGAGAGAGUGAAUUCAUCUUCUAAGGCUUCAUUUCUUGUUUGGGCAAUUAUUGUGCUUGAUUUGGUGCUUAAGGCUUCUGGCAAUGCUGAAGGUGAUGCCCUCAAUGCAUUGAAAAGCAACUUGAAUGAUCCUAACAACGUUCUUCAAAGUUGGGAUGCUACCCUUGUCAAUCCCUGCACAUGGUUUCAUGUUACAUGCAAUGGUGAUAACAGUGUGACCCGUGUUGAUCUUGGAAAUGCAGACCUUUCUGGUCAGCUGGUUCCACAACUUGGUCAGCUCUCAAAUUUGCAGUACUUGGAACUUUAUAGUAAUAAUAUGACUGGAAAAAUUCCAGAUGAGCUUGGAAAUUUGACAAACUUGGUGAGCUUGGAUCUUUACUUGAACAAUUUAACUGGAAACAUACCGAGUACAUUGGGCAACCUUGGUAAACUACGUUUCCUGCGUCUCAAUAAUAAUACUUUGUCUGGAGGCAUUCCCAUGACUUUGACAAAUGUUUCUUCACUGCAAGUUCUUGAUCUCUCAAACAACCAACUAAAAGGGGUUGUCCCUGUGAACGGUUCAUUUUCAUUGUUUACCCCCAUCAGUUAUCAAAAUAAUCCUGGCCUAAUACAACCAAAAAACCCUCCAUCUGCACCACUUUCUCCGCCAUCACAAGCUUCUUCAGGUAACAGUAAUACUGGAGCUAUUGCAGGAGGAGUAGCUGCUGGGGCUGCUCUGUUGUUUGCAGCCCCUGCAAUUGCACUUGCUUAUUUGCGAAAAAAGAAACCUGAAGAUCAUUUCUUUGACGUUCCUGCUGAGGAGGAUCCUGAAGUUCACCUUGGUCAGCUUAAAAGGUUUUCUCUACGUGAGCUGCAAGUCGCAACAGAUAACUUUAGUAACAAACACAUUCUGGGUAGAGGUGGAUUUGGAAAGGUUUACAAAGGACGCCUAGCUGAUGGCACUCUCGUAGCAGUAAAAAGACUUAAAGAAGAGCGCACACAGGGUGGGGAGCUGCAAUUUCAAACAGAAGUGGAAAUGAUCAGCAUGGCUGUGCAUCGUAAUCUGCUUCGGCUUCGUGGCUUUUGCAUGACGCCUACUGAACGGUUGCUUGUGUAUCCUUUCAUGGUUAAUGGAAGUGUGGCAUCAUGUUUAAGAGAUCGUCCUGAAACUCAACCGCCACUUGACUGGCCGAUACGGCAGCGUAUUGCACUGGGAUCUGCCAGGGGACUUUCUUAUUUGCAUGAUCAUUGUGACCCGAAGAUUAUUCAUCGUGAUGUCAAGGCUGCAAAUAUAUUGUUGGAUGAGGAAUUUGAAGCAGUUGUUGGAGAUUUUGGUUUGGCAAAACUUAUGGAUUACAAAGAUACUCAUGUUACUACCGCUGUACGCGGUACGAUUGGGCAUAUAGCACCAGAGUACCUGUCAACUGGAAAGUCUUCCGAAAAGACUGAUGUUUUUGGAUACGGAGUGAUGCUUCUUGAACUAAUAACUGGACAGAGGGCUUUCGAUCUAGCACGUCUUGCCAAUGACGAUGAUGUGAUGUUGCUCGAUUGGGUUAAAGGACUUCUGAAAGACAAGAGGUUGGAAACACUGGUAGAUGCGGAUUUAGAGGGAAAUUAUAUUGAUGAGGAGGUAGAGCAGUUAAUCCAAGUGGCCUUACUAUGCACACAAGGCUCCCCUAUGGAAAGACCAAAAAUGUCUGAGGUGGUUAGAAUGCUAGAAGGUGAUGGUUUGGCUGAGAAAUGGGAGCAAUGGCAGAAAGAGGAGAUGUUCCGGCAAGAUUUCAACAGCAACAUGCCUCACCCUAGUGCAAAUUGGAUAGUAGACUCAACUUCACAUAUCCAGCCAGAUGAACUAUCAGGCCCUAGAUGAUGAUCCUUUCAACAUUCAUGUCUGUUUGUAUACGCGUUCCAUUGGCCCUUGUAUGCAUUUAUCUGGAAGCAACACAUAUUCGCUUCCAAGGUUACGCGGGUUUAAGGCAAGUCAGACGCUGUAACAAACAUAAUCUCUAUGGACAAAGUUUAUACACAUUCCUGCCUGAUAUGCUUUCUGUUGGAAAGGGAUACACUUUGAUUUGUGCAUAUGAUUUCCACUCUCUACUUUUUCCUUUCUUUUCAUCUUCUUAAAAUUAUCUUGUAUGUUCAGGUUACAUGCCAAUUGAUCAGGUUGUGAUUAUUAAAGAGAGUUUGUAAUGUGUAUUUGGUUGUCAAAUUGUGUAGGCCACAAGCAACCAUCACUUUUGUCAUUGUAUGUACGAGAAAUUAGUAUAAGAAUUUAUGGAAAUAAAUGCAAUUCUAUUAUCUGUUUCA